Messenger RNA from Epinephelus lanceolatus (giant grouper), 3219 nucleotides. It is a transcript of the gene rnf152, whose product is annotated as ring finger protein 152. Gene Ontology annotation, biological process: negative regulation of TORC1 signaling; protein polyubiquitination; positive regulation of autophagy. Lineage: Eukaryota; Metazoa; Chordata; Actinopteri; Perciformes; Serranidae. Gene Ontology annotation, molecular function: ubiquitin protein ligase activity. Gene Ontology annotation, cellular component: lysosome. The record is from RefSeq and is a predicted model, not a curated record.
AAACUGUGUCAGAGACUACAAAGCCAUGUCAGGAUAGACAUUUUUUGCAGUGCAGUCAGAGCCACCAAAAGCAAGCGGAGCGCAGCGGUGCAGCAGGACUCCAGGCAGCCGGCUCGGCUCUGCUCACCGCCGGCCACACUCGCGUCACAUCACACCCCCAGCUCGUGGUGACACGGUUUUAUUCUCAGCGUGUCACCUGAAGCCUGUAAUGUGUGUGUCUACAUUUUAUUUCUCCUACAGUGAGAGGGCGUAUCCGCUCUCGCAGAGAGGCUGAGCCAGUGAAGCGGGAGUGGGAGGGCUUUUCAGUGUUUUCGCUGGUUUGAAACAUAGGAAGAAAACAGCGAGCAGCCACGCCGCCCACUAAACAAGGCGAAGCGCGCAUCAACAAUUUCGCAACAGCCGCCGCCGCCGCCGCCGCUGCUGCUGCUGCCCCGAUUAAACCCACGGAGGAGCGGAGGAGAGCAGACACCCACAGACAGACCGUCAAGAGAUCACUGCUGCUGUUGUCCUACACAGGAACUAAAGAAAGAUGGAUGACCAUGUUGCCACCAAAGAGCUGUGACAUCACUGUGAAGUCGUGGAUGGUGGUGGACGUUGUGCUUUCUUAACUUGGAUUUGUGCAACCUUUCUACCAGACCUGUUUGGCUUACCUCGUCCAAAAGAAAUAGCUGUUAUCUGCCAGUGAAUAUAAUAAGGGACCACCGGCCCAUCUUAACGAAAUGGAGACUCUUUCCCAAGAUUCCAUUCUGGAGUGCCAGAUCUGCUUCAACUACUACAGCCCUCGCCGGCGGCCCAAACUCCUGGACUGCCGACACACGUGCUGCUCAGUGUGUUUGACCCAGAUGCGCAGCAGCCAGAAGGAGAUUCGUUGUCCAUGGUGCCGUGGCGUCACCAAGCUCCCGCCAGGCCUGUCUGUCUCCCAGCUCCCGGACGAUCCGGACAUCAUCACUGUCAUCGCCAUCCCUCACGCCUCUGAGCACACGCCUGUCUUCAUCCGCCUCCCCAGCAAUGGCUGCUACAUGCUGCCACUGCCUGUUGCCAAGGAGCGGGCGCUGGGCCUGCCGGGGGAGCUGGGAUGUCGUUUCCUGCCGGGCAGCCAGCAGAAGGGGGUGACAGUGGUGACCGUGCCCGAGCAGCAGCCUCUGGGCCUGGCUAUGGGUCUGGAGGGUGUGGGGGUUGGGCUGGAGGGAGGGGAGGGCGAGAGAAGAGUUACUGGCCCAGUGGGAGGAGGAGGAAAGGGCUCUACAUGGUCCGGUGUGUGCACGGUGAUCCUGGUGGCUUGCGUGCUGCUCUUCCUCCUGGGCAUCGUGCUGCACAACAUGUCCUGCAUCUCCAAACGCUUCACUGUCAUUUCCUGCGGCUGAGGGUGGGGGGAGGCUGCUCGGACUGCUGCGGACUCCCCCUGGAUUCCCCCACCAGCUCUGCCUCUCCUCAGGGCGGGACUCUGCUGAGGAGAGGGGACUAAACUCACAUCAUGGGCAUCCAAGGAAACUACAGAGCAAUGUAGGGAGAAACAGGUGAAGAAGAGGAGGGCAGGGAGGAGAUCCACAAACUGUCUGCCAUUGUGUCCCUUUUUUUAUUUGGGAGACUGAAAUUAAAAUGGAAAUAUAGAUACAAACCUUUAAUUUCCUCUUGCUGGCCCUUAAACUCCUGUCCUUUCCUGUCCUUCCAUUUUCUCUGAAAGACCGCUUUGGGAGUUACUCCAGAAAUGUUUUUGGCCAGCUGAUUGGUUUUUGGCCAGCUGAUAUGCUUUUGGCGAGGGGCCGAUCUGACACUCACUCUUACUCAGAGCCGUUGGAUUGCCCGUCAGUCUGUGGUUUGUAGAAGUACAUCAGUUAUCAUAGUGUUGUUAAGCUGAGUGUAGGUUCCAAGUGCGGUGUCUCCAGCUGGUGCGGCAGUACAAAGAGUUAGGACUUGGCUGCUCUCCGUUCUCUGAUGCUGCAGGAAUUAAUUGUGCAGGAUCCACGUCUGGCCCCAUCUGAAUCAUCUGGGAAACUCAAAAUCAAGACAGCUUUUCUUUUUUUCCCUUUCAUACAACCUGUUCCUGCUCAGAACAAACUGUUGCUGUGAUGGCUCAAUGUAGUUAGUAAAGGGAUUGUUGUCAACAAAGGACAAAACAUGGAUUAUAUUCUUAAUUCAUGCCAUCUUGUUACAAGCCCAAACCAAAUACAUGGGUAGUAGAGAGUUGCUCUAUUUAGUCUUCAGUUUCAGUUAGUGCUGAAAUGGUCAGGCAUGGAGAGAUUGGUUGGUUAAUAAAUUACUGUUUCAUAUUUGUCAAGCAGAAAAAAGACAAAGAUUUAUUGUUUUCAGCUUGUUUUGAAGGAUUUUUUAUGUUUAUAUCAUUGUAAAUUCUAUAGCAUUGGGUUCUUGGGACUGUUUGCCAGCUUUGGAUGGUUGCUUUUUCAAAAAGAAAUCCUUUACAAAAAGAAUGAUUAAAGAAAUAAUUGAUUAAUUGGUAAAUAAAAUAAUCACUAGUUGCCAUCCUAUAUUGAAAAUGGUGGGAAAAUGUUGUACAGCCCUCUUUUAGGAUGCUUGUUGCCAAAAAUAUGCAGGCUAUGUGAUAAACAAAGAAAUUGCUCAAAAUACUAUGAAUAGAACUUUUUUUUCUUUUUAAAGACAUAUUUCAUAUUUAGGGAAAGAAGUUUAUUUGAAUUCUGUCUUAAAGUAAGCUAUAAAAAGAUCAAUACCAAUCUCAUGUCUUUGUGUUAUGUGCAGCUCCAGGGCAAGGAUGCAGUUAGCCUAGCCAAGUGUAAGAUGGAAACAGGGACAAACAGCUAGCCUGGCUUUCUCCUAUGUUUAAAAUCUUGACACUUAAUUUGAACCUCUAAAUCAAAACAGUUACAGUAACAUGUUAAAUCUUGUUUGUUUAAUUUGUACAAUGGUCAAUUGAACUUAAGUUCAUUUACCCCCUAGCUGAGGUUCAUUUGGACAGGUAUGAACACAGCAAUCACGCUUGGGUGCAUGCCAAAACAACCAGACCGAGACCUUCUUGAAGAGGUGGUCUUGGUUCUGUCACAACCGAACUCUAGUGCGGUUCAUUUGUGGUGAGAACGUGUUCCAACCUCGAUCCGAACCAACUGCACACACAUAACGCUUUGUUUGGGUUAAACAGCAUGAGCAUGUUACAGUCCUGGAGGAUUAUUAAUGUGAGUCUCCUCCUAUGCUGCCUUAUAAUGCACAUUCAGCACAUCCAAUGCAUCAAAAUAUUGUUUUCUAGUU